AUGGAUCACCCUGAUACUCCUUCUCCUCCUUCUCCUUUAUCGCGUAAUUAUAAUGGAAAUACGGGGCCUAAUUUAACCGGUUUACCGCUUAAUAAGCAAGGCUACUCUAUAAUGAAAUCCUCGUCAAAUCGGCAUGCCAUUCGGAUAGCCAAUCUUCCUCCACUCAACCUCUCCCGAAAAUCAUCACUAGAAUAUAAUUAUACCUCUCAUAGUCCAUCAUAUGCUACCUCGGCCAUCCUCUCCAGUCGCAGCAUGAGCACGGACACGCAUCCCCAAGUACCCGAUCCCAACCCAUCCAACCAAAAACUCCUGGAGGCUUGCCAAAACGUUUCAUUUCUCUCCACUCUUAUACACACAACUCUCUAUAAAUGUCUCGACUUUUGUGUUAGCGAUAAACUCACUGGAACACUCUUACCCUCUUUGCAAAAUUCGAGGUCAUGUACAGACAAACUGGCUAUGGCACUUCAUCAAAUCGAUUACCAAAUGGCUCGGCAGCCAUCACCAAGCCCAGCAUUUGAGAUUGAUCUCGUCAAGGUUGCCAAGGCUUGCAUCAUUUCGCUCCGAGAACUUUGCAAGCGGGUUAAAGAUUGUCUCAGCCUAUUUGUUCAUAUCCUGGAUCCUAAACAUGCUAGGAAUUUGGUGAUGACUCUUCAUUGCGCCACAGUAGACCUCAAAGAAGCCUGGGAAAUGAUCAUUUCUCUUCCCGUAGCUGUCCACACCUUAUCUCUUCAACCGAACCUUUCGGCUCCCACGGACUUUCAUUCUACCAAUAAUCAUCAUCCCUCCCUACCUCGUGCUAGAUCUGCAAGUGAGCACCAUGCGGCCUCACCUGCCAUGUCACCCCUCGCUUCUCCCUGUACAGCUGAAGAUAGUACUCAAUUGCUUGGGCAUCUCAAAUUAGCUGUCACUGGCUCACUUCAUGUAGUUGACUUACUUAAUCUAUCCAUUGAAGCGUCCACAGGAACUGAUACCCUAAAGCAAAAGCUCCACUCGCUCGGCAGGCAAGCCCAGCAAGCAGUUGAUAUGGCCCUAUGUUUAGACAAGAGUUUAGAGAACAUCAUGGCAAAAGGAAACGGACUCGGUAUGAAUUCCUUGUUCACUUCUUCUACAUCCCAGCUACCCAACAUUGUGUCACCACCUAGCCCUUCUUUACACAAGGAUUCAAGCCGAAAAUUGUGGGAAGAUACAACAGCAUACUUAAAGUCUAUUCUAUCGGUGAUGAGCUCUAUACGGUCUAUUUCUACUGAAGAAGACUUUACUUGGCCAAAGGCAGUUAAACAAGGAUGCCUACACGUUACACGAGUGACAGCGGAAGUAGCAAAAUUAUGGAACAACUACAGCAUAUUCGCAAAACAUGGCUAUUAUCUUGGAAAGGGAGACAAUUCUAGCAAACAACAUGCGACGCACAGAAGUAUGAGUGGUAUUGACACCAGUCAGGCAUAUGCAACUCCUUCAUUUGAACCAACAUCUACCAUGCGUAGACACAAGAGUCAGACCAGCUAUGGCAUGAGGAGCAUGAGUAACAAAACAGAAACUUGAUUAUUUUAUUAAAGAUAAUGUCGAUUGUUUUUUAUGGGUUUCAUAAUCCACAAAGAUAUGAUAGUAAGCGCUACAUAAUUUACUCCCGAAGCAUUGUAGGAAUCAAUAUUUAAACCCAAGGAAAACACGAAUCAAUUGUAUAUACAUGUCUAUACACACAAACACACACACAUACAUAUAUAUGUAUGUAUGUAUGUAUGUAUGUAUGUAUGUAUAUUUAUUUAUAAAGCAAAUAACCUUGGGUCA
Molecule: messenger RNA, 1785 nt
Organism: Phycomyces blakesleeanus NRRL 1555(-)
Lineage: Eukaryota; Fungi; Mucoromycota; Mucoromycetes; Mucorales; Phycomycetaceae
Exons: 2
Coding region: 1-1539 (512 amino acids)
Source: RefSeq, a predicted model, not a curated record